Pelagomonas calceolata is the source of this 1634-nucleotide messenger RNA. NCBI's taxonomy places the organism in Eukaryota, Pelagophyceae, Pelagomonadales, Pelagomonadaceae. The record is from the annotation of a GenBank genome assembly.
CAGCAGAGAGCACGCUGGUGGGCAGGACAGCCGCAGGCGAGGCAAGGGCAGCGGUGGGCCGAUAGCUGCCCCAAGGUACCGGCUAUACGCCAUCUUGUGCCGAGAGCUGCCCCAGGUACCGGCAUCUACUGUGAGUGAGCCUAGACGCCAUCGACGCGUCACAACGCAGCCAUAUGCCGCCCAAGCGCGAACGGGUACGAGGCGAGACGCUGGGCUCCCUCUACCGGGUCCUCUGCUCCGAGGCCGACGGGAGACGGAAGGAUGUCAGGAGGGAGCGGUUGUUGAUCAUGGAGCAGCUCGGGUACUUGAAGCGGAAGAACCGGGCCGAGCCCGCCUCGACCUUACACUUGGGCAAGUUCGCGCGCGGGCGUCCCAAGGCGCUCCCGAAGCCGCCGGCCGACGGCGCGAAGGAAGCUCGCGAGCGCGCCGAGAACCGCCGCAAGCUGCUGUACGCCGAGGGCGUGUCCUCCGCACUAAAAAAGAUCCAACAGUUACAAAUACGGGAGAAGCCCGUGCCCCAGAAGCUCUGGAAGGAGCUCCAGCAGGCCCAAAGCAACAAGUUUUUAUUGCCUAUCCUGCCGGACCCGGGCCCCGGCCAAUAUAAAUUGGACAAGGAUCGUCACAAAGCUCUGAAAGGCACGAUGGGCUCGCCGCCCAAAAAGCUGUCUUCGUUGAUCUCGCCGCCGCGCGCGCCGCCGCACUCCUAUUUAAGUAUUGAAACGAAAAGGGCCUAUGGCGGCUUCUCGCUCGUCGGCAAAGAUAAAAAAGUCGGAGAACGGAACAAGAAGCCGAAGCCCAAGAAGGUAUCUUACAUCCGACAGGUCAACGCGGGCCUGGAUGGUUUUGUGGAACCAGAUGAAGACCCGGAUGCGUGGAAGAAGCUCGAGUACUGGUUCCCGCCCAAGAAGGACCCGGAUCAAUUCAAGGAUAGGCAGCUGAUCCACCCGGCCGACGCCCCGACUCCUAGGAAUGAUUUACCUAGGAAGUACGCGGCCACGGUGGUAAAUGACCGGGGCGACGGCACGUACGACGUGCACUACGAGGGCGAGGACGAUAAUGUCAUGGAUGAGACCUACACGGGCGAGCCGUCAACCGUGCGAGUGUCGGGCAAAACUUUAGGUGUCUCCCUAUCAAAAUACGAGGACAACGACGACAGUACGUACAACACGGAAGUCGCGGAGAGGAUUGAAAGAGGCGAUCUGCGAGAGGGCGAUGUUGUGGACGCGACGGAGCCGCCGUACGCGAACCGCAUCCGCUUCCUGACCAAGACCUCGCAGCCGAUCCCGACGCCCUGGGACGAGGAUGCGGAGUCCCUGCCGGACUCGCAGGCGUCCUCUCCUCAUGAAGUCGAGGUUCCUCCCGAAAGACGGUCGCGGCAGUCGUCGCUGGACGGCGACCUGCCGAGCCCGCCCUCUUCAAGACCUUCGAGCCGCAUCUCGAGCCGGACCGUGUCGCGGCCGACGUCGCGCGGGUCGCAGUCGUCGCGCGGGUCGGAGCGCGCGCGCAAGGCGAGGCUGGCGAAGACGCCGGCGUCCGUGCCGACGGCCUUCCGGCCCUUCCGCCGCAAGCCCAAGGACCGGAAGAAGGUGGACGUGGACCUGAUCCGGAGCUUUCUCUAGUAACUUUGUUGUGUG